Bombina bombina (fire-bellied toad) is the source of this 2484-nucleotide messenger RNA. RefSeq names its product G protein-coupled receptor 34 (gene GPR34). The transcript has 3 exons. NCBI's taxonomy places the organism in Eukaryota, Metazoa, Chordata, Amphibia, Anura, Bombinatoridae. Bases 190 to 1326 code for a protein of 378 amino acids. The record is from RefSeq and is a predicted model, not a curated record. Gene Ontology annotation, cellular component: membrane. Gene Ontology annotation, molecular function: G protein-coupled purinergic nucleotide receptor activity. Gene Ontology annotation, biological process: G protein-coupled receptor signaling pathway.
CAAAAAGGAAGCAGCGACCAAAGUAGCUAGUAAAAUUACUUGCUGAAUUGCAGAACUAGUUUCUGGAUCUAGAGCAGAGGAGCUGCAAACUUUUCGGGUGAAAAAAUUGCAUAUCAUGAAAAAGAAUGUCACUGAUUGACAGAUGAUUACCUUAGGUUUUUAGCCAGCAAGCCCAAGGUCAAGGAAGAAAUGAACAGAACCUUACUUCUAAACUCAUGGUCUGUACACCAACAUGAUAUGCUGGAAAACGUUACCACAUUGGUAAACAGCAAUGCUUCAGAAUGUUUAGCGGAUGAAAGAACUUUAGGUGUUGCAUUAGCAGUGGUGUAUACCAUUAUUUGUAUUGUUGGACUCUUAGGAAAUGCUUUGGCCCUGUAUGUUUUUCUCUUUAUUCACAGAAAAAGAAACACAGUGCAAGUUUACCUUCUUAAUGUGGCAAUUGCCGACCUUCUACUGAUUUUCUGCCUACCCUUUCGGAUAACGUAUCACCUUUCACAGAACAACUGGAAAAUGGGUCUAAUAUUUUGUAAAAUCAUUGGAAACCUAUUUUACAUGAACAUGUACAUAAGUAUUGUGCUUUUAGGGCUGAUCAGUAUGGAUCGCUAUGUGAAAGUUAAAAAAUCCCAGCGCUUAAACAAAGUAUCUAAGCGAAUAUGGAGCAUUCGGAUAUGUUGUUUGCUAUGGGUACUUGCAGUUAUAGCAAUCAUAUUUCUCAUAGCUACACAGUCAGGCAAAGAUCAAAACAAUGCAAACAUGUGCUUUCAUUAUAAAGACCGAAAGGAUGAAAUCUGGCAAGCAGGAUUUAAUUACUUUGUUGUGAUGGUGUUUUGGAUGGUCUUCCUCUCUCUCAUACUUUCCUAUGUUAGAAUAGGCAAGAAUCUUAUUAAGAUUUCCAGGGAACGAGCACAUCUACCAAAUUCUGAAAAAUACAACAGUACUGCACAGAAAUCUUUCUUUGUGCUUUUUAUUUUUACAGUGUGCUUUGUGCCAUACCAUACGUUCAGAAUUAUCUACAUUACAUCACAGCUGCAACAGGUGUCCUGUUAUUGGAUUCAAAUAAUUCAUAGAACCAAUGAAAUGAUGUUGGCAUUAUCUGCUCUUAAUAGUUGCUUGGACCCAGUUAUGUACUUUCUAUUAUCGAGCAGCAUACGUAAAGCAGUGUUUCAGCUCAUCUGCAGAGUUAGUCGAGAUACCGGUAGGAGUGAGAGCAACACAUCUGAACUUCAUCAAGGAACUUUUUUGCAAGAAAGUGGUUCUGCUCAUGCUUUUCAUUCUCAUGGUACCAGUGUUACUAAAAUGCACUAUAAAAGGUCAAACAAAAACUAAAAUUCAUAAAGUUUAGAACCUUACAUUUGGGUUUUAAGCAUACAAAUGUCAUAAGACUUGGCUAUGGGCAAAACGCAGAGUGAGGGUCAUGUGUACAUGAAGCACCUAUAAAAGUGCCCAAGCCAGCGCUCUAAAUAUUCAUAUUCUACUUAAAGGGCCACUGAACCCAAAAUCUUUCUUUCAUGAUUCAGAUAGAACAUAUAAAUUUAAACAACAUUACAAUUUACUUCUAUUAUUUAUUUUGCUUCAUUUUUUAGAUAUCCUUAUUUGAAGAAAAAGCAAUGCACAUGGGUGAGCCAAUCACAUGAGACUUCUAUGUGCAGCAACCAAUCAGCAGCUACUGAGCAUAUCUAGAUAUGCUUUUCAGCAAAGAAUAUCAAGAGAAUAAAACAAAUUAGAUAAUAGAAGUAAAUUAGAAAGAUGUUUAAAAAUGCAUUCUCUUUCUAAAUCAUGAAAGAAAAAAUGUGGGUAUCAUGGCCCUUUAAUUAUCUCUCAGUACGCCUUGUCUCUCACUGUGCACAGUGACCAAACAGAUGUGCAUUCUCUACUGUUUCACCUACAAAUGCCGCAUUGCAUGGCUAUAAAUAUAUAAUAUAGUACUUAUUUGUACUACAGAAACCAAGUCAACAGCUUUAGGCCAAAAGCCAUUCUACUACUGCUAAAUUAAAGCAAAGAGAAACAGUUAAUUAGCUUACACCAUGCCAUUAUAGAGAUCAAGGUAAUGAUUCUCUUCCAAUCAAGUGUGCAUCCUCAGAUGUAUAUUACAAUCACUUUCUUAGAUAAAAUAAUCAGUUACAUUUCAGGUGUUUUAAGCAAAUUAAAUCUGUUUAUUUAUAGCCAUAUGCAUGCAAUUGUGUCACCAAAAUAUAUUUAUAUGUUAAAGAACCAUUAAAUACAGUAUAAUUGCAUUACCAACAAGUAUAAUAAAAAGACAAUGCAAUAACAGUCUGAAGUAGUAAAAAAAUGUCAAGCUAGUUCCAUUUCAUUGCCCUCAUAUCAUAAGACAACCUUCAGCCAAUCACAAAACACACUCUUGCACAUGCUCAGUAGGAGCUGGUGCCUCAGAAAGUGUGUAUAUAAAAAGACUGCACAUUUUGAUAUUUGAAGUAAACUGGAAAGUUGUUUAAAGUGCUCUGGAUAAUAAAAGUUUAAUUUUGA